Molecule: messenger RNA, 567 nt
Organism: Mobula hypostoma (lesser devil ray)
Lineage: Eukaryota; Metazoa; Chordata; Chondrichthyes; Myliobatiformes; Myliobatidae
Product: gastrula zinc finger protein XlCGF49.1-like
Exons: 2
Coding region: 1-567 (188 amino acids)
Biological process (GO): regulation of transcription by RNA polymerase II
Molecular function (GO): RNA polymerase II cis-regulatory region sequence-specific DNA binding; DNA-binding transcription factor activity, RNA polymerase II-specific
Source: RefSeq, a predicted model, not a curated record
AUGAAUGGACUCACUCAGUCAUCCGACCUGAUGAGACGCCAGCAAAUUCCUGGGAAAGGCCUUUCCCCAUCUCAGCAUGCAGAAAAGGAUUUUCUCGCUCAUCCCACUUGGCGGCUUAGCGACCUGAUGAAUCGGCAGCAAAGUCCCACCAGUGAGAGGCUGUUCACCUGCUGUCACUGCGGGAAGGGUUUCAAAAAUUCCUCCGGACUACAGAGACACCAGCUGGUCCACACCUGGGAGAGGUCAAUCAUCAGCUCUGAGUGUGGGAAAGGAUUCUGUCGGUCGCCUGACCUUUUGAAGCACCAGCAAAUUCAAACCAGAGAGCGGCCAUUCAUUUGCUGUCAGUGUGGUAAGCAAUUCGUUUGUGCAUUCGGCCUGCUGAAACACCAAUCAUCUGCUCUCAAUGUGUGUGGGAGGCGAUUCAUUCAGUCAUCUGAGCUUCCGAGGCACCAACGAAUUCACACCGGAGAGCAGCUAUUCACAUGUAGUCACCAUGGCAAGGGAUUCACUCGUUCAUCCCAGCUAGUGAUACAUCCUAACAAAUUCACACCAGGGAGCGGCCAUUGA